UCAGGUAUCAAUGGUUUUGUUGGAUCAAAGACUUAGUACCUCCAUUACCUGGUGAAAUCUGUCAGGACCAAGACACACCAUUGAAACAAACUGGCACAGUUCUGAGGUUACCUGGCCAAUCUUUCCAAGCAGGUUUAUCUUACAUUUUCGAAUUUAAAGUACUGAGAAAAGAUAAAAGCUCAGAAGCUGGGAGUUUUCAACAAGAGAUACUAUUCUUGAAAGGAGAUCGACCCGAGUUAUCCAUUCAAUGUUUGGAUAACUGUGAAAGAAAAGGACUCGCCUAUAAAUCACUCAGACUGUCAGUACUAUGUACAAGUUGUGAUUCACAAACAAGACUUUUCUAUACUUGGUCAAUGGAAGGUGGAAAUGCAAAAAAACAUUUAAAUUGGACAGAAGAAACAAACAGUGACCGUCACUCUAAUCAGAUUCUGGUGUUCAGCAACAUACUGAUUCCCGGGGACUCCUAUAUCUUUUCAGUUCAAGGAGAUCCUGGUAAUGGUUUGAUUGGUACUGCAAAUUACAGGAUAACAAUGAACUCACCACCAAAGGUUGGUUCUUGUAACGUCAUACCAGAAACUGGGGUGACUCUAGAAACUAUGUUCACUGUGAGGUGUAAAGGCUUUCAAGACGAAGACAUUCCAAUGACCUACCAGUUCUUCUACAGCAACAAAUUAGGUAUUCAUUCUGAAACAGCUAAUGACAGAAAAGGGACCUUACUGAAGUUCCGACACUAUCCUGAAAUGUCAAACACUCUCUUGCCAGUUGGUGAUCCAUCAUACAAUUAUACAGGCAUUAUUACUGUAAUGGUUUCAGAUGCUUUUGAUAUGUCUGUGGAGACCAACAUUUUCAUACAGGUUUUGCCUUUGCCUAGCAAAAGUGGGCAACAUAAAAGUGAACUAAUUAAAACGUUUGUCACAGUUACAGAGAAUACAACUAGCUCACCUUUAGAACACAUUUUGAAAUCGGGAGAUGUUGAAGGAGCAUUAAAUAUGGUGGAUGCAAUUUCAUUGCUUUUAAAUACAGAUGAUGCCUCUGUUGACGAGAAAGAUGAUAAUGUAAAAGAAAAUGCUCAGAUCCGAUCUAAGCUUCUCACUUCUUUGGAAGAAGUACCUUUACAUAGUAUUCCAGCUGUAAAACAAACCUCAUCAGUUCUAACUUCUGUUCUCAGUGGAAAUCCAAAGGAAGUUACAAUUGAUUCCAAAGAUAAAGCAGCAUCCAUCCUAGAAGACAUAACAUCAAAGUUAAUUGAAGAGGGAAAUUCAGAAAGUAUUUCCUCAAAAGAACUUUUAGAUGUAUCCCUGUCUGUUGUUAAUGGAAUGUCUGCUUUGCUUAACGUCACUGUUGGUAAUGCUACUGUAGUUAGUGAAGUUGACAACACAGAGUAUUACAAAGAACCAGACUAUGAUUAUUAUACAUAUCCAGACCCUGAAGAAGAUGAAAGGAAGACAGCACAAAAGAAACUGUGCUCUGUAGCUGGGCGUGUUAUGGAACUAACGAAGAAUAUUGCCAAUGAACUUUUAAGGCAAGUGCCUAUUGGUGAAAGAGAAGUGCAUCUUCACACUAAUGCGAUUGGAAUGUGGUUAAAGAAAGUCGAUGAGAGUUCGUAUAAAAGAUCAUCUUUGGGACUUAGUGAAAAUAAUAAGAUAAUCCUGCCUGCUAAAUCAAAUGUCGAUUUUUCAUCUAUACAAAAUGUCAUUAAUAUAAAAUUCAUUCAUUCCAAGUUAAACCCUUUCUUGUGUCACGAGUCUUCUAGAUAUAUCAACACCCACACUGUUUUAAUUAGUCUUCAGGAUGAGUCAAAGAACGAAGUUGCUUUUAUUUCAGAAGAAAUAACAAACUUAGAAACUUUUCUAGAACGAAAAGAUAGAGCGGCACAACGUGUGAAGGGAAUAGCAUUGGUACAAAAUACAUCUAGUUUGACAGAUGAUGAUAUCAUUCUUCAUAAGUUUGUUAUUACCCAAGAAUAUGUGUCCCUUCAAAUAGUAGUUCACCCUAAAAGGAAAGACGAAAAAUUUAUUGUUGUGAUCAAGUUUCAGUCUCAACCUGUUAUAAAAGACUUUUCAAAUGCUUCACUCAUCAUACCCUUUACCAAUGCUCAGAACACCACACAGUAUGUAUUGACCGUACCUGAGAGUAGACUACGAGCCAGUAUCGGAAUCUACUACUUAGGAGUUUUGCCGUAUGUGGAUAUCACUGCAGAACAGCUUGAUCUUCAACAUAGCUUGUUGCAGCAAGCACCAAGAUGGGAGGGAAGUAGUGAUAAGAAGCUGUCACAAGGGUAUACCUUAUCUGUUUUUAUCUCCCGCUGUUUUUUCUGGAACGAAAAAGAAGACCAAUGGUCGCAAAAAGGCUGCCAGGUUGGACCACAAACUACUGAAACAACUAUCCAUUGUAUGUGCUCUCAUCUUUCUGUCUUUGCUGCCAGUUUUUUGGUUACUCCAAACACUAUUCAACUUCGAACUAUCCCCAAACUUUUAAAAAACAUGACGAUUAAUGCAAUUGUCCUCUGCUCUGUCUGUAUUGUGUGGGGAAUUUACUUUUUAUUUAUCAUUUGGGCUCGAAGAAAAGAUAGAAAUGAUGUUUUGAAGAGGGCAGUUGUGGUGUUAGGAGAUAAUAAACCUUCUGAAACAUAUGCUUAUCUCAUUUCUGUUUACACUGGCAUAUGGUUGAAUUCAGGCACAACUGCAAAUGUUGGUAUCCAGUUACAGGGAAGAAAAACGAGUAGCCGAAAGGUACUCCUAAGAGAUUCUAACAUGAAAAGAAUGCAGCAAGGAAGUGAAGACUGGUAUCUACUUACCACAUCUGAAUCCCUCGGUGGUUUGACAGGACUGAAAGUUUGGCAUGACAGUGGUGGAGCAAAUCCAUCAUGGUACUUAAAGAAAAUCCUGGUUCGAGACAUCCAGACAGAUCGUGCUUGGCUCUUUAUAGCAGAACGUUGGCUAGACAUUACAACUGAGGGAAUACACUGUCAUUUAAAACCUACUUCUCAAAAAGAAGUUUCUAAUUUUUCUCUGAAGUUUAAUGAUACCACUAUAAGGUCUUUUCAAGAUAUAAACCUUUGGUCCAGUAUUUUAUUGCGUCCUCCACGCAGCAACUUCACGAGGGUUCAGAGAACUACGUGUGCUUUGUCUCUAGUGUUGAUAACCAUGUUGUGUAACAUCAUGUUUUAUGGAAUUAAUGUUUAUGACAUUGAGGAUCAAUUAGAAAUUCGGAAUUUUAAUGUCUCUCUAAGCCAUAUUGUCAUUGGGCUUGAAAGUAGCUUGAUUGCAUUCCUGCUGAACGUGUUAAUCAUUAUAUUGUUUAGAAAUGUUAGUCCUUGUCCUGAUCGAGGCAAGAAACAAGACCAAAUUAAAUUAGAAAUUAACCCAAGACUUGAUGAGGAAAGAAAAACUGUAAUCACAGAAGAAAAUGUUUCUGAUCUAAGCUUGGUGACUGAAAAAACACCAGUUAUUACUGACAUGCAAAACGUUACUAAGAGUGUUUCUAAUGAAAAAACACAACUACGAACAACUACCUCAACCUCAUAUCAGUGGUGGAUUGGCCUGUACAAAGAUUCCAUAAAACCCGCCCAUCAAUCCUUCUGGGAAGAUUGUGACAACGAAAAAUGUAACUUGCCUCAAGGCUGGCUUCACUCUGUUCCUGUUGUUAACUAUUUAAUUUAUGGAGCAGAUCAAGAUACAACCAAGAUCAAUGACACCAUAGAAAUACCCACUCACCCUUAUUUAUCAUGGUGGUUUAUCUAUAUAAUUUGGCCUUUAGCUAUCUUGACUUUGGUGACCAGUUCAUUCUUUACCAUACUGUAUGGGUUAACGUACGGUUACAAACGAAGUUUGGAGUGGCUGUUAUCGGUGGUUACAGCUUUAUUUCACAGUUUCAUAAUUAUUCAGCCAUUAAUGUCAAUUACUUUUGCUGUCUUGUUGGCCUGGAUAAUUAAGAAAUCUCCAGUUUUAAUGGACAGGAAUGAUAAUACUGCUCUUCAGUCAGACGAAGUGUAUGUGACACCAUCUGUGCAACAGAUGUUAUCACGUAAAAAAGAAAAUAAAUUAGAAGACAUACCAGCUGAACCUUUAUCAAAGGAAACUCAUGAAAAACUAAAGAAACUUUGGAUAAAACAGAAAUUUAUUUUAAAGAUAAUCAGAGAAGUAUUAGUAUAUGUUCUAUUUGCUGUUGCUACUUUUAUAGCUGUCCAUGGGCAUCGCUCACCUUUGGCAUACUAUGGCACCAAGACAGCUAAGGAUGUAUUUAUCAGAGGGCACUAUACGCAUUCAAUGCCCCUGAAGAAUGUGAGUAUGAUUGAGGAAUAG
Messenger RNA from Limulus polyphemus (Atlantic horseshoe crab), 4304 nucleotides. RefSeq names its product polycystic kidney disease protein 1-like 2. The record is from RefSeq and is a predicted model, not a curated record. NCBI's taxonomy places the organism in Eukaryota, Metazoa, Arthropoda, Merostomata, Xiphosura, Limulidae. Gene Ontology annotation, biological process: detection of mechanical stimulus; kidney development. Gene Ontology annotation, cellular component: membrane. Gene Ontology annotation, molecular function: calcium channel activity; protein binding. The transcript has 21 exons. The coding region runs from base 354 to 4304 and encodes 1316 amino acids.